CGCAUCAGACCGUCUCGAGCGCGCGGCUUGAGAACUUCGACAGGUUGUCUCACUUGCAGAAAGAGACGCGUCAAGUGUGACGAAGGCAAACCUAGAUGUGUCCAAUGCUCCAAAUCAGAUCGAGAUUGUCGCUAUGCACAGCCGAACGACUCUGAUCAAGUGGACCGGGAUGUUUUCGAGGCCGCCGAGUUGCGCGAGAUUGCUGUCCGCGAAGCAUCCUGCAGCGGGGACAGUCCGAGCGCCACUCAAGGGACGGUCGACACGGAGAAUCCUCAACACAGUGUCGAAGGAGGCUACGCGGAUACCCUCCCGGUUUCAUUACUCAACAUCUCGCCAUUUGAAUGGUACGACCUUCUAGCGCAGGAUGCCAUCUCCCAGAUUCAGCGAUGGAACGAUACCUCGAAUGGUGAACCUCGGUGGAACUUUGACGAAAGCACGUUAUCUCGCCGGCAGUCGCCGGCCCCAAUAUCUACAGAUGCCGGCUCCCACUCCCAUCACCGCCACAACGAUAUUCUCAGUACUUCUUUAAUCGAUCAUGGCCUGGCGGAAAAACCAUGGAAUACGACCGAAAGCAUCGAACUAUCUCCAGAAGACCUCGGUUUCUUUCGUUACUACACCGAGAUUGUUGGGCCGAUCCUCGAUCUGUUUGACCAAGGGCGCCACUUCACCAACAUGGUGCCUCAUCUCGCACUACGCAAUUCGGGACUAUUGAAGGCCAUUCUUGCGGUUGCGGCCAAGCACAUGUCUCUUGGUCUCAAAGCCAGGCAGCGGCAAGAUGACGGCAGAAACUCGAGCGAGAACAGUUCCUCAUCACCACCAGAAGCAACAAGUAGCGGCCGACCACAGGAGCGCGAUCAAAGUCCAGCACACAUGGCCACGCAGUACUACUAUGAGACUCUCCAGUAUCUCUCGCAGACCCUUCUCUAUCCAUCUUACGCCAAAUCCCACGAGAUCUUGGCCACGGCCAUAAUGAUCAGCACAUACGAGAUGUUUGACGCUGACGGAACCUCAACAAGCGGAAAUUGGGAACGCCACUUGCGAGGCGCAUUCUGGAUACAACGUUCCCAGGAUAACGACGGCGAGUCCAUUGACGGAUUAAGGCGGGCCGUAUGGUGGGCGUGGCUUCGGCAGGACAUCUGGGCGGCCUUCCGAGCAGGGAGGCCGACUCUCACGAUAUGGAGGCCCUGGAAGAGACUUGAGGAUCUUGACUCGGAUGAGCUCGCGACGAGAAUGGUCUACAUCUGUGCCAAAUGCGUCGAGUUUGCCGCCCUGGACAAGACUUCGCCUGACCAAGACAUACGACAAAGGAUUGAACAUGGCAACAAACUUCUUCAAGCACUUGAAGAUUGGAAUCGUAUUCUUCCAAGCUCGUACAGGCCGGUCACUUCGGCGACCGGAUCUCAGACCAAGUUCCAGUCUAUAUGGUUUCACCCGCCCAACCACGCUGGCGCGAUACAAAUGUACCAUUUCGCCAAAGCUGUCGUACUGCUAAACCAGCCCACAACAGGCGGUCUCAACGCGUACCGCCAGCGUCAGAAAUGUCUCAACGAAAGUCUACACAUGGUCUGUGGCAUUGCCAACGCCUGUAGGGAGGGGGAGCCUGCUAUGGCGUUUGUCAAUGUCCAGGCCAUAUUUGCUGUUGGCCAAUGCGUUCAAAUGCCAGAGAAGCAAGCUGAACUACUCGAAAUUUUGGGCAGGAUGUUGGAGAUAAGCAAGUUUCCCGCUUCAGGGCUCGUUGAGGAGCUAAAAAGCGUUUGGAAGGAAUGA
Messenger RNA from Fusarium vanettenii 77-13-4, 1767 nucleotides. RefSeq lists its product as uncharacterized. NCBI's taxonomy places the organism in Eukaryota, Fungi, Ascomycota, Sordariomycetes, Hypocreales, Nectriaceae. The record is from RefSeq and is a predicted model, not a curated record. Gene Ontology annotation, cellular component: nucleus. Gene Ontology annotation, molecular function: transcription cis-regulatory region binding; zinc ion binding; DNA-binding transcription factor activity, RNA polymerase II-specific. The transcript has 4 exons. Gene Ontology annotation, biological process: positive regulation of transcription by RNA polymerase II. The annotation marks the transcript as partial.